AUGUUUGUAGUUUUUAAUCGCUGCGGAGGGAGGGCGUCGCGUUCUGGAGAAAAUGACAAGAGAUGUUCAUGAACUGCUCCGAUUGUCGGUUUUAUUGUUGUUUUUUUCGCCCGUGUAUAUUUCGUUUCACUGGGAGGCGUUAAUGAAUCACCACGACGGUACUUUUUGAGGGCAGCGGGAGGAUGGUAAAUCCCGGCGCGAGAGCUCGUUGCUAGCAGGUCACAGCCGCUGUGCUGUAGACCCAUCCCCUCUUGUCAGUCAGCAGUUCUAGGCGUCCAGGUUUCCACCCCUCCGCUGACUGGUGUGACAGCAAGCACAGCGAGGGACUAAAUCGGGGAAUGGCUUCCGUCGCUUCAGACACACAGGUUUUGGAAGUGCCGUGCCGUGCCGCUGCGGGCUAGUUAAUGUAAUGCUUUAGCGCGCGCGGUCGUUUUCCACCACGGGCCACGGCUACUUCCUGGUGCCACAGCGAGAGGCAGUGCUGAGUUGAGGAGACACAAAUCUUGAGAGAUAGAGGAGGGGGUGAGAGAGAGAGAGCGAGAGAGAGAGAGAGAAAAGAGAGAGGGGCCGGAGAUAGCAACGUUUGGCUACAUUCACGGACAUUACAAAGGCCUCCCUCUCUCUUUUAUUUAUUUUUAGUUUUUUUUUUCAGCCACAUCUUUCCCCCGGUUUCUCCGCUGCUCAGUCAACUACCAGGCGGAUUGGAUGACGCUCGGCUGCGGCUAAUAGCGGAAUCAUAACGGGGGACGGAUUCCUCCCUUCCCGAGAAGCCUCUCGAGAGAUUGGUUUCUUUUCUUUUUUUUUUCCUCCUUUUUUUUUUUAAAUUAUUUAUUAUUAUUAAGAAAACCAUUCGAUCAUUCCGUCACCAUUUCAAAAGAACAUCCCGGGCGUUGUAUUUUGUUUUUGUCGGCGAAGGAAGGGCUUUUUUUCGGGGGCGACGGAAGAUGGGUUGUUUGGGCAACAGCAAGACUGAAGACCAACGCAUCGACGAGAAGGCUCAGCGAGAGGCGAAUAAAAAGAUCGAGAAACAGUUGCAGAAGGAGCGACAAGCGUACAAAGCCACACACAGGCUCUUAUUACUCGGUGCUGGGGAGUCCGGAAAGAGCACCAUAGUGAAACAGAUGAAGAUUCUCCACGUCAACGGCUUCAAUGCAGAGGAAAAGAAACAGAAAAUCCAGGACAUCCGGAAAAACGUCAAGGAUGCCAUAGUGACGAUAGUGUCGGCGAUGAGCACUUUAAUACCCCCUGUCCCGCUAGCCAACCCAGAGGACCAAUUCAGGAUCGAAUACAUCAAGAGCAUAGCACCUCUCUCUGACUUUGACUACUCACAGGAGUUCUUCGACCACGCAAAGAAGCUGUGGGACGAUGAAGGGGUAAAGGCGUGCUUCGAGAGGUCCAACGAGUACCAGCUGAUCGACUGCGCACAAUAUUUCCUCGACAGAAUCGACUCGGUAAGACAGAGCGACUACACACCAACAGAUCAGGACCUGCUACGCUGUCGAGUAUUAACUUCAGGGAUUUUUGAGACGAAGUUCCAAGUCGACAAAGUCAACUUUCACAUGUUCGAUGUCGGCGGCCAGCGGGACGAAAGGAGAAAAUGGAUCCAGUGCUUUAACGACGUCACGGCCAUCAUCUUCGUGGUGGCGAGCAGCAGCUACAACAUGGUAAUAAGGGAAGACAACAACACCAACCGGCUACGGGAAGCCUUGGACCUCUUCCGCAGUAUUUGGAACAACAGGUGGUUACGCACCAUCUCGGUCAUUUUGUUCCUAAACAAGCAGGACAUGCUUGCCGAGAAGGUAUUAGCUGGAAAAUCCAAAAUUGAAGACUACUUCCCCGAAUACGCUCGCUACACCAUACCAAAUGAAGGUGGGUUUUUCCUCACACAGCAUUGUGGCACUCGGAGCAGACGUGCGUUUGUUCAUAGUCAGUCCCUCCUUGUUCCAGCAACUCCUGAACCCGGCGAGGACCCAAGAGUGACGAGAGCAAAGUUUUUCAUCAGAGACGAGUUUCUUCGGAUCAGUACGGCGAGCGGCGAUGGUCGUCACUACUGUUACCCCCACUUUACUUGCGCUGUGGACACGGAGAACAUCCGGCGGGUGUUCAACGACUGCCGGGACAUCAUCCAGAGAAUGCACCUGCGGCAGUACGAACUCUUGUGAUGAGACCUUCCGCCUCCUCCUGAGGACCAUCAAGUACUACUGAAGUGUGUCAAAUCCUCCUCCUCUUUUUCUUUGACUUUUUGGAUUCCUCCGCAACAAGAUUCCGUUGAUUCCUUUCCAAAUUUUUUUUUUUUUUGGUCAUUCCACUAAGCUUCCGGCUACCUCCUUUUCUUUGCCCUCCUGUCUCCUUUUCCAAUACAUGAAGACACCUACAGGACCUCAGUGUAAAGUGUGUACGCCUGUGUGUGCGAAUGCGUGUGUGCCUGUUUGCCCCCCCUCCUCAAAGCAAAUGAAGAGAUAAAUGCACUUUGCAUUAUGUUCCUUAUCCCCCCCCCAACACCCUUCUUUUUUUUUUUUUUCCUCUCUCAAUGAUGAUGAUUUGGAUUAUUCUCCCACAAGAGGAACACACAAUGUAGCAUCAAUGCGAUAUUUAUUAAUCCCGUCACCACUUUUUUUUUUUUUUUUAAAUAAAACAAAACGCUUUGUGGAGCGAGAGAAAAGCAAGAACGGGGUGCACGAUGAAGAAAAAGUACAGCAAGCCAGAAGGAUUUUCCCCCUCCCCAUAGGAGCUGCUGCGUGCACUUUAGCCCCGCUUUCUCUACAGACUCGGACCCCCAACACAACCCACACAUACCAUCCUUUUACCUGCGGUGAGGGGAGAUAAAAAUGUAUUAAUUUUCUUUCUUUUUUUUUUUCUUCUUUUCUUGUACACUGUGCAAGGUGGAAUUCUCCUGUACAGACUGUAAAGUGUAAUAUUAUUUUGUACAAGUUCAAUUGAAAAGAAAAACAAAUCUACUUGUAGAUCUUUGUGCCUUGAUUAUGGCUGUACCUGUAAAAAAAAAAACAAGAAAAAAACCCGACAAAAAACAAAAAUGAGCUCAGAUGUAAGUAAUGUUUUUUCGACUGCGCUGUACAGCUUGAUGUCAAAAACACGUUUUUUUUUUCGGCAGCAAAACAUGGAGACUGCGCGAAAGGGAGUGGUUGGGGAAACUUUCUCUGUAGACUUUAGUUUUUUUUUCUGGUUUAUAAAAAAAUACAAAUAAACUGCUGUUUAUUUAAAAAAAAUACAAAUAAACAUUCUAGGGAAAGAAUCCUAAAAUUAUACAUUAUGCAAAUUAACCACUUACCUGCAGUGAGGACCACAUGUUGCAGCACCAUUGCCUUUUCUUUUGCUGUUUUUAGAGGGAUUUUUAUUAUACCCCUCUGUUUAAUUGUAUUAUUAUUAAUAUUAUUAUUAAUUUUACAGCUUUAAAACACACAUUGGAAAUCCAUUGAAAGUGUCCAAAUUGCAACCUGGUGUUGUUUUCAUAGGAACCAAUAUUAUUAUUUUUUUUCUGUUUUAUUUUUAUUUUUAAAGUGCGUGCGAGAUCUUGUGUAUAUAGACUCACACAUGCAUUGUGUGUGCGCGUGCGUGUAUGAAUGUGCGGACAAAGAAUUUUAUAAUUGUAUGUACAUGUAAAUUUAUAGGUCUAUAUAAAUAUAUAUGUACACUUAUACAUGUUUAAUUAUGUGUGUGCCUAGGUGUACAUACCUAUGUAUGUAUACGCUAAAUAUGUAUACAUACACACAUAGGAAAGCAUGUCUAGAAUGGAGACGAAUAAAUGAGCGUGUGCAAUAUUG
Molecule: messenger RNA, 3782 nt
Organism: Syngnathus typhle (broad-nosed pipefish)
Lineage: Eukaryota; Metazoa; Chordata; Actinopteri; Syngnathiformes; Syngnathidae
Gene: gnal
Product: guanine nucleotide binding protein (G protein), alpha activating activity polypeptide, olfactory type
Exons: 11
Coding region: 945-2162 (405 amino acids)
Biological process (GO): adenylate cyclase-modulating G protein-coupled receptor signaling pathway
Cellular component (GO): heterotrimeric G-protein complex
Molecular function (GO): G protein-coupled receptor binding; G-protein beta/gamma-subunit complex binding; GTPase activity
Source: RefSeq, a predicted model, not a curated record